Molecule: messenger RNA, 1731 nt
Organism: Hypomesus transpacificus
Lineage: Eukaryota; Metazoa; Chordata; Actinopteri; Osmeriformes; Osmeridae
Product: kinesin-like protein KIF12
Exons: 14
Coding region: 1-1731 (576 amino acids)
Biological process (GO): microtubule-based movement
Molecular function (GO): microtubule binding; ATP binding; microtubule motor activity
Source: RefSeq, a predicted model, not a curated record
AUGAAUAUAACCGAAGAGAAGAGAGCAUUCUACAUUGGCCAGACCAACGCAAUCUACUGCCUCAACACAUCUCCUUCCUCUCCCUUCCCAUCCACCCAGACUUCUUUACUUUUCUCCCCUGAGGUGGGAGUGUUGGGACAGGAGCGGGUAUUUGCUGUCGACGUGGUCCUGGGUCCAGACAGUUCCCAGGAAGACGUGUUUGCGGAGUGUGACAUGACCAGACUCAUUGACAUUGCCAUCAAGGGGUAUUCCUGCACAGUGUUUGCUUUUGGACAGACAGGUUCAGGAAAAACAUACACCAUCACGGGACCCCACUCCCUGUUCCAGGAGGGUUUCGAUCACGCCUCUCUAGCUGGCCUCAUGCAGAGGUCUCUGUUGUACCUGCUCGAGCAGGUGAACUGCUCAGGGGAAGAGUUUCACCUCUGUGUCUCCUACCUGGAAAUCUACAAUGAACAGGUGCGUGACCUGUUAAACCCGUGGUUGCCUUACACCUUGGUGGUUCGUGGGAGCAAAAUGCAAGGGUUCUAUGUGGAGAACCUGUCAAUGGUGGAGUUCCAAAACCUGGAAGGCUUCAUGAAACUCCUAGAGAGAGGGAUGCAAAGUAGGCAGAGCUCCCCUCACUCCCAGAACGAACACUCCAGCCGCAGUCACUCCAUCCUGACUGUCUACAUCAAGGUAACAAGAGAGUUUGACCUUCCCCCUUUCCCCUGUUCCCUCCCUCCCUCUCUUUCCCCUGGUGUGUCCACCAUUGGGAAGCUGUGUGUGGUGGACCUUGCCGGAAGUGAGAGGGUGAGAGAUGGAGACUCCACAGAGGAGCUGCUGGAGGAGACGGGAAACAUCAACCGUAGCCUGCUCACUCUGGGGAAGUGUAUUUCCUCCUUGGUGGACCCAAAGAAAAGGGAUGGGCACAUUCCGUAUAGGGACAGCAAACUCACCAAGCUGCUCUCUGAUUCGUUGGGAGGCUCUGGCAUCACUCUCAUGAUUGCGUGUGUGUCUCCCACACUGCGUAAUCUUCAGGAGACCCUGAACACACUUCAUUACUCCAGCAGAGCCAGGAGGAUCAGAAACAAACCCAUGGUCAAGAGGAGUGUAGAGGAGUCAGGAGGUCGGGCUGCUAAGGAUCCUGGGACUCUGAGUUGUCCUCAGAAAUCUGGGGAAGAGCGCAGAGCUUGGCCAAGUUCCUCAGAGACCAGCCUGAGGAGCAUGUUGCAAGAGCUCAGGAGACAAAACGACAAGCUGCAGCGAGAUAAACUGGCCCUGCUGGACAGCCAGGAGUCCUUCAACCAGCAGAGGGCGCAACUCUCCCAGGAGAACGACCGUCUGCUGCGCAAACUAGAGGAUCUGGAGAGAGUGAUCUCCAGCUCGCCCCAUUCUGACAGCAGUCACUCUGGGCAGUCCGUCCGCGGAUCCUGUGGAGGGGGCUACCACAACCCUGUACCCUAUCCCUGUAAACACACCAACGGGCUUGUGAUGCUGCCACCCCUCCAGGAUGGACCCCCACAGCGAGCGGUCCAGAGCCCAGUAGAGAGCACCCAGCCUGGGCCACACCACCUAGGCCCUGCCCCCGCAGACCCAGCACCCCAUGGGAAGAAGUGCCAGGCGGGAUAUGCGGAUCGGUAUCAGGAGCUGAAGGAGGCUAGAACACAGAAAGCCCAGAGGACAAUCGGGGGGGCAGACCUACGGAACCUCCGUCCUGUUAAUCACCCAACAAGGGGGCAGAGAGACUCAUGA